GAGGGAGGUGCAAGGUGCAGAAAAAAUAGGAGAGAGAGAGAGAGAGCCAGACGGGUGGAUACUGCUGGAGAAGGAUAUAAGUGCUGCAAUAGCAGCUGUAGGGAAAAAUCCAAAUGGGAGCCAGAUAACCCCUGGUGGGGUUGGUGAGCCCCCCUGCUGAGAGAGACAGGAGCAUGCCAAUGAAGAUCCUCUUGGUAGACUGAGUAGUGCUGUAUCCCAGGUCUGCAGAGCUAUGAGAUAUGGAGGAAGCAGGCAGCUCCCUGCGGCAUCCCCGCUCAUCUUCUCCCAUGUCCCAUCUGACAGCCCACCUCUCCUGUCCUGCACUGCUGCACCUCUUCUGUCUUCUGCUGCUCUCCUGUCCACAGCCUUGGGGAGCCUCUGCUUCACAGACAGCACCGCGCCACAAUGAUACGGCUGGCACACUUGCAGAAGAAGAGCAGGCAUCUCAACGAAACAGCAGCAGUAGAGAAAACCCUAAUCACAACCAGAGCGAUGAAGUUCACAGAGAGAUCACACUGCCCUCAAGACUAGUUUAUUACCUUAACAAGGAAUCAGAAAGCCCAUAUCACAUACUGGAUACCAAGACAAGGGACCAGCAAAAGCAUAACAAGGCUGUGCAUCUUGCCCAAGCCAGUUUCCAGAUAGAGGCCUUUGGAUCCAGAUUUAUCCUUGACCUAUCACUAAACAAUGGUCUCUUGUCCUCUGAGUACGUGGAGAUUGAGUAUGAUGAAGGAAAGCCAAAACUCAACAAGGGAGGAGAACACUGCUACUAUCAUGGUACCAUCAGAGGUGUGAAGAACUCAAGAGUGGCAAUAUCUACUUGCAAUGGUUUACAUGGAAUGUUUGAUGAUGGCACCCACACCUAUAACAUACAUCCCGUGGACCUAACUCACAACACUGAAAGCACAAGUCGCCCCCAUGUCAUAGAGAAAGCUCCAGGAUCCCAAAUUCCUAGUGUACCACACCAUUUAGAUUCUGAGAAGAAAGUCAACACCCAACAGCCAUAUUUUGCACAAACACAGUGGGUAAGAAGGAGAAGGAAACGGACAGUCAGUACACGCGGUGGAGUAUUUGAAGAGAUGAAAUAUAUUGAACUUAUGAUUGUGAAUGAUCAUCAAAUGUAUAAGAAACAACGUUCUUCUCACAUGCAUACCAGCAAUUUUGCUAAAUCAAUAGUGAAUGUGGUGGAUUCAAUUUAUAAAGAACAGCUGAACACGCGGGUGGUUCUGGUCGCCGUAGAGACGUGGACGGAUAAGGACCGCAUAACAAUUGGCCCUGACCCCCUGAAGAUGUUACAUGACUUCUCCAAGUACAGACAGAAUUAUAUUAAACAACACGCUGAUGCCGUACAUCUUCUUUUGAAUGGAAAUUUCCAUUACAAGAGGAGCAGUAUGAGCUAUUUUGGAGGAGUGUGUUCGAUUCCUAGAGGUGUUGGAGUGAAUGAGUAUGGUUUCCUGAUGGCCAUGGCACAGCAGCUUGCACAGAGCUUAGCGCAAAACCUCGGUAUUCAGUGGGAACCAGCUUCUCGAAAGCUGAAACCAAAAGAAUGUGACUGUGCAGAAAACUUUGGCGGAUGCAUCAUGGAAGAAACAGGAGUGUACCAUUCUCGGAGAUUUUCUAAAUGCAGUAUUGCUGAGUUCAAGGAAUUUCUUUCCCGUGGAGGGGGUUCAUGUCUAUUUAAUAGGCCAACAAAGCUGUUUGAAGUGACAGAGUGCGGCAAUGGUUAUGUGGAGCCAGGAGAAGAGUGUGACUGUGGUUCACGAACAACAAAACAUUUUACCCAGGAUUGUAUUGGAGACUGCUGCAAGAAAUGUUCUUUGUCUAAUGGUGCACAGUGCAGUGAUGGACCAUGCUGCAACACAUCUUGUCUGUUUCUACCUCGUGAGUAUGAGUGUCGUAAUGCAGUGAAUGAUUGUGACAUCACAGAGCAAUGCACAGGAGACUCAGGCCAGUGUCCACCCAAUCUUCGCAAACAAGAUGGCUAUGCCUGCAAUUCAAACCAGGGACGUUGUUACAAUGGGGAAUGCAAGACAAGAGACAAUCAGUGCAAACACAUCUGGGGACAAAAAGCUUCAGGGUCGGACAAAUAUUGUUAUGAAAGACUGAAUGCAGAAGGCACAGAGAAAGGAAAUUGUGGAAAGGAUGGAGGUAACUGGAUCAAGUGCAGCAAACAUGAUGUAUUUUGUGGAUUUUUGCUGUGUGCAAAUGUAUCUAAAACCCCUCGUAUUGGCAAAUUAGAGGGUGACAUUCCACCAACAUACAUUAAUCACCAAAAGAGAGUUCUGGACUGCAGUGGUGCCCAUAUUCUUUUGGAUGAUGAAACUGACAUGGGAUAUGUAGAAGAUGGAACACCAUGUGGCCCAUCAAUGAUGUGCUUAGACAGAAAAUGUCUCCAUAUUUCAUCACUAAACAUCAGUAGCUGUCCAAUGGGCUCAAAUGACAAAGUCUGUUCUGGACAUGGGGUUUGCAGCAAUGAAGCCACAUGUAUAUGCUCUUCCAACUGGGCAGGAACGGACUGCAGCAUUUAUGACCCAAAAAAAGACAUUCCUGAAAAAAAAGAGGAAGUACCGAAGGGUCCUAGUGCUACCAACCUUAUAAUAGGGUCCAUCGCUGGUGCCAUCCUGGUAGCAGCUAUUGUCCUUGGGGGGACUGGAUGGGGCUUUAAAAAUGUCAAAAAGAGAAGAUACGACCCAUCUCAGUCUGGAAUAUGAGGCAACUUGGAUAUUGUCUUCCUACACCCAUUGGUCAAGGUCUCCAAUGUCACAUUUAUGGGGAAUCGUCACUCCAUCUUAUCCAUGGCCAUCAAAAUUGAGCCUUUAAUAUUUUGACAAUAUCCUCAUUGGCUUUGUUUUCUCAGAAUGCUCAUUGAUAUAUCUCUUUUGAACUCCAAAUCAGCCAACUAUAUAACAUUACAAAUAAAGGUGCAAUAGUUUUUCUGAAAAUAUAAGGUUCAAAAAUGAAAACCUCUUCUAUCUCACUGGUUGUCGCUCAGUAUGCUUCAUCGAACUUAAGCAUGAUUAAUUCUUCUCAAAGAACACUAAAGAAAAACCAAGGCAUGAUUUUUUUUAUUUUUUUUUUACUGAAGAAAAGAGCAACGUUGCAUGGCACAGCACUAAGCAGACAUACGAAAUUAAACAUACCGUAGAUGUAGCUACUGAACCAACCAUGUUCAAUGUGGAAAAUGGUGACAUCAUCGUGGAACAUGGAAGAAUUACUUUAUUACAUGCUUUGCAGGCUUUUAAUCCACAAAAAAACAUUUCUCAAAAUCUAAGCCAUGAUUUCUCUGCACUGACAGAGUGGACAUGAAGUCAUACAAAUAAAAAGCAAAAUACUAAGGACAUGUAAAUAUGAAAAUAGGACUUUAAAUAUAAUGUACUGAAAGAUUUUCGGAUGACAAAAGCUUUAU
Rana temporaria (common frog) is the source of this 3406-nucleotide messenger RNA. It is a transcript of the gene ADAM23, whose product is annotated as ADAM metallopeptidase domain 23. Gene Ontology annotation, biological process: proteolysis. The coding region runs from base 240 to 2711 and encodes 823 amino acids. The record is from RefSeq and is a predicted model, not a curated record. The transcript is spliced from 26 exons. Gene Ontology annotation, molecular function: metalloendopeptidase activity. Gene Ontology annotation, cellular component: presynaptic membrane. NCBI's taxonomy places the organism in Eukaryota, Metazoa, Chordata, Amphibia, Anura, Ranidae.